UCAUUCCUGUUCGCUCGGUCACAAAACUUUCCCCGCUGAGUUGCAGCACAGAAGCCCGAGCAGGGCAACAGGGACGCCGGUCAUUUUACUGGACAGCACCGCAGAGACUUACUGACGUGGAAACAUGCCUCUGCGGCUGGACAUCAAGCGGAAGCUGACCGCUCGGUCGGACCGGGUGAAGAGCGUAGACCUGCACCCCACCGAGCCCUGGAUGGUGGCCAGCCUCUACAGCGGCACCGUGGUGGUCUGGAACCAUGAGUCACAGAUGAUGGUGAAGACCUUUGAGCUGUGUGACCUUCCUGUCAGAGUGGCCAAGUUUGUUGCCAGGAAACACUGGGUCAUUGCUGGAGCAGAUGAUAUGCAGAUCCGUGUGUUCAACUACAACACUCUGGAGCGAGUUCACAUGUUCGAGGCUCACGCUGACUACAUCCGCUGCAUCGUGGUCCACCCCACCCAGCCCUACAUCCUCACCAGCAGCGAUGAUAUGUUGAUCAAGCUGUGGGACUGGGACAGAAAGUGGUCGUGUAGUCAAGUGUUUGAGGGACACACUCACUAUGUCAUGCAGAUUGUCAUCAACCCAAAAGAUAACAACCAGUUUGCCAGCGCUUCUCUGGACAGAACUAUUAAGGUUUGGCAGCUGGGCUCCAGAACUGCCAACUUCACUCUGGAGGGCCACGAGAAGGGGGUGAACUGCAUCGACUACUACAACGGAGGAGACAAACCCUACCUCAUCUCAGGAGCUGACGACCGCCUGGUCAAGAUCUGGGACUACCAGAACAAGACCUGUGUUCAGACCCUGGAGGGUCACGCCCAGAAUGUGACCUGCGUGAAUUUCCAUCCGGAGCUGCCGAUCAUCCUGACAGGCUCUGAGGACGGAACGGUUCGCGUGUGGCACUCCAACACCUACCGGCUGGAGAACACUCUCAACUACGGCCUGGAGAGGGUGUGGUGUAUCUGUGGCCAGCCCGGCUCCAACAGCGUGGCUCUGGGCUAUGAUGAAGGCAGCAUCAUCAUCAAGCUGGGUCGGGAGGAGCCGGCCAUGUCCAUGGACGCCAGCGGGAAGGUCAUGUGGGCUCGCCACUCCGAGGUGCAGCAGGCCAACCUGAAGGCCAUGGGAGACACGGAGGUCAAAGAUGGAGAGAGGCUGCCGCUGGGGGUUAAAGACAUGGGCAGCUGUGAGAUCUUCCCCCAGACCAUCCAGCACAGCCCCAACGGGAGGUUUGUGGUGGUGUGUGGAGACGGAGAGUAUAUCAUCUACACGGCCAUGGCUCUGAGGAACAAGAGCUUCGGCUCAGCACAAGAGUUCGUUUGGGCCCACGACUCAUCCCAGUAUGCCAUAAGGGAAGGCAGCAGUAUGGUCAAACUAUUUAAGAACUUCAAAGAGAAGAAAGCUUUUAAACCUGAGUUUGGGGCUGAAGGUAUCUUUGGUGGCUUCUUACUGGGAGUGAGGUCCAACAGUGGGCUGGCCUUCUAUGACUGGGAGAGUGCUGAGCUGAUCCGCCGUGUGGAGAUCCAGCCCAAACAUAUCUUCUGGUCUGACUCUGGGGAGCUGGUCUGCAUCGGUACAGACGAGUCUUUCUUCGUACUGCGCUACCUAGCAGAGAGAGUAACAGAGGCCCAGGAGGCCAAGGAGGAGAUCACGGAGGACGGGAUAGAGGGCGCCUUUGAGGUGCUGGGGGAGGUCCCGGAGGUGGUGAAGACAGGACUUUGGGUGGGUGACUGCUUCAUCUACACCAGCUCUCUGAACAGACUGAACUACUAUGUUGGAGGAGAGAUUAUCACUAUCGCUCACCUGGACAGGACCAUGUAUCUGCUGGGCUACAUCCCUAAGGACGACCGUCUCUACCUGGGAGACAAGGAGCUGAACAUCAUCAGCUACUCCCUGCUGCUGUCCAUGCUGGAGUACCAGACGGCCGUCAUGAGGAGGGACUUCACCACCGCCGACAAGGUCCUACCCACAAUCCCCAAGGAGCAGAGGACCCGGGUAGCCCACUUUCUGGAGAAACAGGGCUUCAGACAGCAGGCCCUGGCCGUGUCCACAGACCCAGAACACAGGUUUGAACUGGCCCUGCAGCUGGGAGAGCUCAAGAUAGCCUACCAACUGGCCCUGGAGGCAGAGUCAGAGCACAAAUGGAAGCAGCUGGCAGAGCUCGCCACCACAAAGUGCCAGUUCAGCCUGGCUCAGGAGUGUCUGCACCAGGCUCAGGAUUACGGGGGAUUACUGCUGUUGGCCACCGCCUCGGGCAACACCAGCAUGGUGGGCAAAUUAGCCGAGGGGGCCGAGAGGGACGGGAAGACCAACGUGGCCUUCCUCACCUACUUCAUGCAGGGACGAGUGGACAAAUGUCUGGACCUUCUCAUCGCAACAGAUCGGCUGCCAGAGGCUGCAUUUCUGGCACGGACAUAUCUGCCCAGCCAUGUGUCGAGGGUGGUGAAGCUGUGGAAGGAGAGUCUGUCCAAGGUGAACCAGAAGGCAGCAGAUGCUCUGGCUGACCCCUCGCAGUACAGCAACCUGUUCCCCGGCCUCCAGCAAGCCUUGCUGGCUGAAGAGUACCUGAAGGAGACUCAUGUCGGGGUCAGGCCGGCUGCAGAGUACCCCCUCAUCAUGCCAAAUGAGGACCGUAAUGUCCUGGAGGAAUCUGCAAGUUUUGUGUCCAAAGGAGGGACCAUUGAGCCAGAGGAAGUGGUGCUGAGCGUAAAUGAAACAGUCAUGGCAGCAGCACUGACGGAGCAUGCACCUGCAGAACCAGCAGCACUAACGGAGCAUGCACCUGCAGAACCAGCAGCACUGACGGAGCCUGCACCUGCAGAACCAGCAGCACUGACGGAGCCUGCACCUGCAGAACCAGCAGCACUGACGGAGCCUGCACCUGCAGAACCAGCAGCACUGACGGAGGCGGCACCUGCAGAACCAGCAGCAGUGAAAGUGGCUGUACCUGCAGAACCGGCAGCAGUGACGGAGGCGGCACCUGCAGAACCAGCAGCAGUGAAAGUGGCUGCACCUGCAGAACCAGCAGCAGUGACAGAGGCGGCACCUGCAGAACCAGCAGUAGCAGAGGAACCCAUUCCACUAAAACAGGAGAUCAUUGAUCCUGUUUCAGCAACAGAAGAAGAAUCCAUCCCAACCGCAGCAUCUCCUCUGCCUGUCACAGUAACAGAAGAGCAUGUUGAACCAAAGCUAGCAGAAUCUGUGUCCUCUGAGGAGGAUGAAUCAGAGGAGUCCACCACAGAGAUUCCCCCCGCAGAGCCAGAGAUGGUACAGUCCAGUCCUGAGGAAGAUGUGGUACCUUCAGUUGAGACAGCGGAUGCUGUGUCGGCUGCCUGUGUUUCUGAAACAUAUCUCAUGGAGACAACAUCGCAAACCAUCAUGGCAACAGAAGAAACAUCAAUUCAAAUAGUGGAAACAAAAACCAUAGUAACAGAGAGUGUCCUAGUCAGCACAGUAGAACCUCUAGAACCUGUGGAAGAACUGGAAGCAGCGAGCAUCACAGAUACAUCAGCAGAGGAGCCUCAUGUGUCUGGGGGAGCUGUAGCAGUAGAGGAGCUCAUCUCCUUCGAAAGCACAGCCAGUCCAGAGCACCAUGCGCCUGUCCAGGUCCAGAACUUUCCAGACUUGGCCCUUGAUCCACUGCUAGACCCUCUUCAAGCCACAAUGCCAUUAUUGAAGCCUGUCGCAGCACAGGAAACAGAUCAGGAUGAAGUUCUCCCAGUCAGGCCUGGGGACGGCCUGGAUCCUGCUGUGCCUCUGGAGCCGGAGCUGUUAGUCCCUGUAGCAGCUCCUGUAGAGCAGGAGGCGGGUCCUGAGGGAGCUGAGGAGCUGGCCGAGGACCUGGAGGCAGACAUCAACGAAGAGGCCCUGGAUGAUCUGGAUCUGGACAAUUUUGACCUGGAAGACAUCGACACAUCAGAUGUCAACCUGGAUGACGAACUCUUGAGUGAUUAGGAACCUUUCAGUUUGUUUUCAGCGACCAAAGAACUCCAGACAAUGAUAAGCUGCCAGCCUGCAUAAAAAUAUAUUUAACCUUAAGGAACCAGCAAAUGCUUUCUUGGCUGUGGACUUAAAUUGUAUAUUAAGAUGUGCGUUAUCUGUUUGUUUUUUUUUAAAUAAAUUGGCGGUACUGUACACAGCCAAGAAGGCAGGAUUGACCUCAAAUUAAUUAUUUACACUACAAAUUUGCAUUUUCAGCAAUACUGCAACAAUCAUCUUGUGGUAAGAGUUCUUUUACAUUACUAAUGUAAGUAUCAUCUGUUUACAUUAAAGAUCUAAGUGCCAUAUGCUUCACCAGCUGACUGCAGCAGCAUUGAAACUGUUGAAAAACUCCUUCUUACCUCUCUUUCCUCCUCAUACCUCACAGUGUGACACCGCUGUUGAUCACGGUGUUAUCCAGCCAUUAGGGAAUACUUUGAGUUUGAAUAUUGCUUUCAAUCUUGAAGUGAGGUUUGUUUUUUUUUAAAUAUUAGUGGCAUUUCUGAUUUAUUAGUGAGACAAACAGCAGCCUUAAGUAUCCAAUGCUGUACCUGGUGAGCUACCAGGGCACCUUAAAGUGAAAUUUAACCCUUUACUUUCCCUUAACAUUCCUGCAGGUUUUUAGCUGAUCAGAGCAGUAUUCUUGAAUUUCUAUCUGGGACAAGGCUGCCUGUGUCGUGUCAUUAUUAUACACAGUAUGCAUUAAAACAUGUUGAACAAGCCAGGACUUGGACAAAUCCAUCAUUUGGUUAUACAGGUGCAUCUCAAUACAUUUGAAUAUCAUAAAGGUUUAUUUAUGUCAGUAAUUCAAUUCAAAAAGUGGAAAUAACAUAUUAUAUAGAUCCAUUACACACAGAAUGAAACAUUUAAUGUCUUUAUUUAAUUUCUUCUAAUUAUGGCUUACAUUUAUUGAAGACCUAAAAUACAGUGUCUCAAAAAAUUUGAAUAUUACAAAAGACCAAUUUUAAAAAAGUUUUGUUUCUGUCGCUUCUGCUUUGCAAGAAAAGGUUUAAUAAAAACAUGUUUUCUCUUUUUUCAGCCAACAGUGGCUCUUUUGUUUGUCAUUUUAGCCCUACAAUGAAGAUAAAACAGCCUACUAAAUCUAAAUUAGUCUACUAGCAUUACAAAUAGGUCAUUAUAAGCAUUUUAUAAAGUAUGUUUAAUAUGGAAAUGUUGUCCUCUGAAAAGUAUGUCCAUCUAUAUGACUAAAUACUUGGUUGGGGCUAUUUGACUUGAACUACUGGAAAUGGACUUUUCCAUCAUAUUCUAAUGUAUUGAGAUGCACCUUUAGUGUCUUUGUUACCUCUUUGUUGUUGAUGUGUAAUAGUUUGGUGCAUGUUUACUUUUUAAAAACCUGAACUGUAGAUAAACUCCAGUUUCUGUUACAUGUGCCAUGUUUCCCCUUUUCUUUUGUUAAAAGGAUGGAUGGUACAAUGUAUCCAGACUUGACAAAUGAAAUAAAUGAGGUUAAGUCUA
Messenger RNA from Centropristis striata (black sea bass), 5443 nucleotides. Its product is annotated as coatomer subunit beta'-like. NCBI's taxonomy places the organism in Eukaryota, Metazoa, Chordata, Actinopteri, Perciformes, Serranidae. Gene Ontology annotation, cellular component: COPI vesicle coat. The record is from RefSeq and is a predicted model, not a curated record. Gene Ontology annotation, biological process: endoplasmic reticulum to Golgi vesicle-mediated transport; retrograde vesicle-mediated transport, Golgi to endoplasmic reticulum; intra-Golgi vesicle-mediated transport. Gene Ontology annotation, molecular function: protein binding; structural molecule activity. The transcript is spliced from 22 exons. Bases 125 to 3943 code for a protein of 1272 amino acids.